This is a messenger RNA of Siniperca chuatsi (mandarin fish), 944 nucleotides long. It is a transcript of the gene stpg4, whose product is annotated as sperm-tail PG-rich repeat containing 4. Gene Ontology annotation, cellular component: female pronucleus; germinal vesicle; male pronucleus. The record is from RefSeq and is a predicted model, not a curated record. NCBI's taxonomy places the organism in Eukaryota, Metazoa, Chordata, Actinopteri, Centrarchiformes, Sinipercidae. The coding region runs from base 64 to 822 and encodes 252 amino acids. Gene Ontology annotation, molecular function: chromatin binding; histone binding. The transcript is spliced from 7 exons. Gene Ontology annotation, biological process: epigenetic programing of male pronucleus.
UAGCCUAGCAACGAGGCCGAAUGUUGCGCUUUUGCUCCCAGAGCGAGAUUUUCACUUCAGGUAAUGGUCUUUAGUUUUGCCAUACAGAGUAAGAGAGAGAGAGUGCUUGUGCCUGACAUCACACUCCAGCAGCCUAUUAUGCCACAAGAGGGUGAUGACAAGGUGGACCCGUGUGGCCGGGGGAGCUGGUGGCUGGGAGCACUGAAAGACACACCCAUCCCGGGUCUCUAUCACAUCCGCGACUUCAUCGAAGAAGCGGAACUGAACCCGGUGAGGAAGACCUACGGGUUCAAAGGCGUGGGCAGAAAAGCCCACACUCUGGGCGUACGUAAGGGGGAUUUGCUUCUACCCGGGGUGUGUGACUACACCAACUCCAUCCGGGAGGUCCUGAUGCACCCGGCGUCCUACUCUUUCAAAAACUGUCCACGGCCCGACAUCAUCACCCUGGGCAUCAGGGACAAGCAUAUAAACACUUCACCGUGCGACUACAAUGUGACAGCGAAACCAGUGGAGAAGAGUCCCUGCAACGACUCCCACCUCUCUCUUCUCUCCUCUCCUUGCAGGCAUGUGAUGUUUCGGUCAACCGUGCAACGGAUCAGCUUUCUGCCUAAGGAGGGACCUGCUCCAUGCCACUAUAAUCCACAGACCAGACCACCAAAAGGCAUCACUUCCUGCUUCAAAUCCACAUUGCCGCGGCUCCACUAUGUGUACUCAAAGACCCCAGGACCAGGGGCCUACGAACCUUGCUGGAAGCUUGGCGACCGUCUGAACCCAGAGGCCAUAGACCCGUCAUUUAGCCUCUUCUUCCGCAACAUUUUCUAGUGGACUUUAUUUCCCACAAUGCCUUGAUCCCACAACCAUCUUCCUCAUCAUCAUCUUGUCAGCUUGGCAGAUUACACAUGACCCUACCUUAUUUAUGAAAUAAAAGUUAAAUCAUGAAUGUA